Messenger RNA from Corythoichthys intestinalis (scribbled pipefish), 2117 nucleotides. Its product is annotated as gastrula zinc finger protein XlCGF57.1-like. Lineage: Eukaryota; Metazoa; Chordata; Actinopteri; Syngnathiformes; Syngnathidae. Gene Ontology annotation, cellular component: nucleoplasm. Gene Ontology annotation, molecular function: DNA-binding transcription repressor activity, RNA polymerase II-specific; RNA polymerase II cis-regulatory region sequence-specific DNA binding. The coding region runs from base 438 to 1886 and encodes 482 amino acids. Gene Ontology annotation, biological process: regulation of transcription by RNA polymerase II. The record is from RefSeq and is a predicted model, not a curated record. The transcript has 2 exons.
AGUCUGUGGGAGAGAGAGAGGGAAAGGAAACUUCAGCGUGAAAUGUUGGAUAAAGUCAAUGUAGAUGUAGGCUAGUGAUUUAAAUGCGCCACCAGAUGGCAUUGGCGAGUUUUGGAUAAAUUGGGAGAUCAAGGCAAUGUGUGUGUUUUGACCCUUCACUGAUGCCGUAGUUUCCUCUGUCUUCCAGUGCUGGCGCCAUUGUGCCUUAUGUCCCAUUGUAUUUCAUGAAAGUAAGACGUUUGUUCAUGGCUCCCAGCAUCAGAGUUGGUAUAUGGUGACUGAAUAUUGCCAUCCAGUCUAUUUGUUAAGCUAAACGGGCUGCUAACAUGUUUACAAAGAGUUUGAGCAAAGUUUAGUGUCCCGCAGACGUCAAUGUUGAAGAUCUUCACCCUGAGAAGCACGAUCCCCUCCACGUUAAACAGGAGGAGGAGUCCGACAUGCCGUGGAUCAAACAGGAGGCGGAGCCAGAGACCCCUAACAUUAAAGAAGAAAAUCAAGAAGUUCAUAUCCUCAAGUGUCCAAUGGGUGUAAAGAGCGAAGAAGACGAAGGUCUAAGCAAUGAGAGCGGAGCAGCGAAAUCUUCGAGUGACAGCUCGUUUCAGCACCUGACAACAAAAGGAGAGGGACGAUCGCAACCGGACGGCCUUUUAGCUCCGCUUUCGGACAGCGAAGACAUAACGUCACAUUCUUCUGACUUUAAUACUGAUGAGGAGGAUUAUGACUUUGACCAAAAUGCUUCAAAAUCCUUAAUUAAGUCAUCACUAAAAAGAGACGCAAAAGAAAGCACGGUUGGGAAACCUUUUACCUGCUCACUUUGCGAUAAAACAUUUCCUUGGAAAUGCGACUUAAAGGAACACAUGCGUACACACACUGGAGAGAAGCCUUUUGUGUGCACGUGUUGUGGUAAACGAUUCACUCAGAAGGGACAUUUAGUUUUGCACACAAGAAACCACACUGGAGAGAAGCCUUUUGCCUGCACACUAUGUGGUAAAAAAUUCUUCACGAAGGCAAAUUUAAACAUUCACACAAGAAGACACACUGGAGAGAAGCCUUUUGCCUGCACACUAUGUGGUAAAAGAUUCCUCAAGAAGAGUUGUUUAAAUAGACAUACAAGAAACCACACCGGAGAGAAGCCUUUUGCCUGCACACUUUGUGUUAAAAGAUUCAAUCAGACGAGUGAUUUAGAAAGGCAUAAGCGUACACACACUGGAGAAAAGCCUUUUGCCUGCUCACUUUGUGAUAAAAGAUUCUUCGAUGAGAGAGGUUUAAACAGACACGCAAGCACACACACUGGAGAGAAGCCUUUCGCCUGCACACUUUGUGAUAAAAAGUUCUUCAAGAAGGCAAAUUUGAACAUUCACACAAGAACACACACUGGAGAAAAGCCUUUUGCCUGCUCAUUUUGUAGUAAAAGAUACGCUGAGAAGACUGAUUUAGAAAGGCAUAAGCGUACACACACUGGAGAAAAGCCUUUUGCCUGCUCACUUUGUGGUAAAAGAUUCUUCGAUAAGAGAGGUUUACACAGACACACAAGCAGACACACUGACGAGAAGCCUUUCGCCUGCACAUUUUGCGAGAGAAGAUUUAUUCAGAAGACUGAUUUAGAAAAGCAUAAGCGUACACACACUAUAGAAAAGCCUUUUGCCUGCGCACUUUGUGAUAGAAAAUUCUUCACGAAGGCAACUUUAAACGUUCACACAAGAACACACACUGGAGAGAAGCCUUUCGCCUGCACACUUUGCGAUAAAAGAUUUUCUCAAAAGACUCAUUUAAAAGUACAUCAGCGCACACACUCUGGAGAAAAACCUUUUGCAUGCUCACUUUGUGGUAAACUGUUCGCUCAGAAAGGAAAUUUAGUAAAGCACGCAAGAAGCCACACUGAGUAAAAACCUUUGAAUUGCAGCGUGUGACAAAAUAUUCUGAUUCCUGCAGUUACAGUGAGAAAAGCGUUUCAAUUUUCUUAUUCAGUUUUCCUUGAGCCCCUUUUGAAAAAAUUGUUGAAAUGAUUUUUCAGCUGCUGUUCUUUUCCACAACUAUCCAAUAUACAGGUAUAUGGCGGAAAACACCCACAAGGAUGAAAAAGCAGUUUCUAUUCUUACACCCCUCAUUGCAAUAAA